AUGCCACGUCGUCGGCCCCCAGGGCAGGCCGAUAACUGCCGAAUCAAGCAGAGGGUCCGCAGCGGCUGCAAGACAUGUCGCGUGCGACGAGUCAAGUGUGACGAGACUAAGCCUCGAUGCCGGAACUGCCUGCGAAAGGGCCUUGCUUGCGACAAUAGCGUGCAGCUUAAAUGGAAGCAAGAAUUUGAAGAUCGUGGUCUAGCGUUUGGCCGGCAGGGCAGAUGGGGUAAGAGUCAACCACUGCAACUGGAGUCUUCUCCGAGUACAUUCGGGAUAGAGCGAUGCACUUUUCCAAUAAUUAAAUCUCAUCAUUUCAUCAAUUCUGGCUACUGGGAUUUCAAUGAUGAUCACCCGGAAACCGGCACAGAGUGUGGAGACAUUGUCAAGAUCGAAGGCAUAAGCGAAGAUAGUACCGCUGUCUAUCUUGCUCCAUCGGUGAUGACCUGCUCAAUAUCUCCCACGCCGUGUGCAUAUCCUAGUCUGACCAAAGUCGACUCUCAUCUUGUCGACUACUUUCUUAUGCGACUCUGUCCUCUCACGACUUCAUCUCGUCUAGCACCAUCACCUUUCGCUCAGCUUGUUUUUCCUUUGUUCAGUAUUCCAGGUCAGGAUGAUAUCCUUAAAGCCGUUUUGGCUCUAUCAGCUCGCCACAGAAGCAUCAGCGAACCUCAAUGGUCUCGCUCCGCCAUGACACUGAAAGGGGACGUCAUCCAUUCUCUCCGCAAAAGAUUGGAGUCAUGGGGUGGAACAAACUCCCCGCUAGAUCCACAGAUCCUUGUCAUGGUGAUGUUUCUAUGUCUCUAUGAGAUAGUUGACAACUGCGACCAUCGUUGGGUUUUACACCUACGGGCCAGUAAAGAGAUUAUUCAACGGAGCUGGAAUGUCAAAGAACAGCCAUACCCCAGCGAGAGUCUCGGUGGCCUAACGGCAUUCACAGAACGUUUUUUUGCGUUCCAAGACGUAAUCAGCCGGACAGCGUGCGGCAACUCAGCCUUAUUCGGAGUUGAUUACUGGGCCGAUACUGACAGACACUCUUCCUUCAUCGACUCGUGGAUGGGGUGCAGUCCCGCUCUGGUGAGCAUACUAUGCCGUAUCGUCGAAGUGAGCCGUCUGAAACAGAGGGACGAUAUCUCACCUGACUUUUUGGAAAGAGAAUCCGCCGAGUUAGAGCAACAACUCGAAGCAAUGCAUCAGAAAACCGAUCAAACUCUACACGAGGACGACGCACUACUUUUAGCGGCAGAACUCAAACGUAAAUCUGUCCUCUUGUACCAUCACUGCGUCCUAUACGACGCAGGCCCCUCAACACCAUUCGUCUGCCAACUUAAAAGAAGCAUUCUAGAAGGGAUAUGCGAACUGGUCGAAUCAGGACUCGCCGCCGGACUUGCCUUUUCAAUCUUUGUCGCUGCAGUUGAACUUCAUCCGACAGAUGAUCAGCUCUUCUAUGAUAAGAGGACUGGACAAUUUGUCUGCGGCCGAAGGCUGGUGUUGGAGACUUUGGAGGUCAUGGCUAAAUCGUCGCUGUCGAAUAUCUCACGUACAAAAGCUGUUAUUCAAAAGGUGUGGCGCAUGCGGGACAUGGCGUUGGAGGAGGAUGAGCAGAUGUUGAUACAUCCUGGAAGGCAUGUCAAUGAUUGGACUACGUUCGUUGUUAGGGAUUUCACUACCAACAUUAACUGGCUACCUACGAACUGGAUUACCUUGGAUGCUUCUCAACUUCCUGCUCACCCUGUCGCCGCUGUUGCUCACUGA
Messenger RNA from Talaromyces stipitatus ATCC 10500, 1752 nucleotides. RefSeq lists its product as uncharacterized. Gene Ontology annotation, biological process: positive regulation of transcription by RNA polymerase II. The coding region runs from base 1 to 1752 and encodes 583 amino acids. Gene Ontology annotation, molecular function: transcription cis-regulatory region binding; zinc ion binding; DNA-binding transcription factor activity, RNA polymerase II-specific. The transcript is spliced from 2 exons. Gene Ontology annotation, cellular component: nucleus. The record is from RefSeq and is a predicted model, not a curated record. NCBI's taxonomy places the organism in Eukaryota, Fungi, Ascomycota, Eurotiomycetes, Eurotiales, Trichocomaceae.